ACACAGCUCCACACACCACACACCGCCCUCGCAAUAUCCUCUGGCUGAGCUAUGCUGACUGCAUACAUUGAUUGCUUCUCUGGCGUAGCCGGAGAUAUGCUGCUGGCAGCUUUGAUAGACGCGGGUGCCCCAUUGGAAGCCAUUCGGGAGGGGCUUGGGACCAUCGCUCCAAUUAAGGGCGAGUGGGAUAUCAAUGUGCACCGCGUCACGAAAGGAAUGGGUUCCAUCGCGGCUGCCCACGUAGACGUCACCAGCAAAUAUCAACACCACCCGGUCGCCCCCCCUUCGGCUUCCCCUCAUAGCGACCACAGUCACGGCCAUAACCAUUCCCAUGGUCACUCCCACCACCAUUCUCAUGGCCAUUCUCAUGGCCAUACUGACAAUGAGCGCGACGGGCAAGCACAACAUCGGAGUGAAGUGAUGACCCCUGCAACAACCUCCCGCACAGACGGGACCGAGGCUAUUGAGGACGGCCCUGUCAGAGACUUGACCACCAUCAGGAAGAUGAUCAUGGAGUCGGGUCUGCCACCCGCGGUGAAAGAACGCAGCGUGCGGGUGUUUACUGAACUCGGUGAGGCGGAAGCGAAGACUCAUGGCUCGACCCUUGAUCAGGUUCAUUUUCACGAGGUGGGGGCAGUCGACAGCAUCAUCGACACGGUAGGGGUCGUGUACGCGCUGCACCUACUUGGCGUUGAAAAGGUCUACUGCUCAGCGCUGCCCUUUUCUGAGGGCACGGUUUGGACUGCGCACGGUGUCCUCCCUGUUCCCGCACCAGCGACGCUUCGGCUGAUGGUAGGGCUACCCACCUGCCCCGGACCAAAAAGCGCUAAAGGGGAACUAGUGACACCUACGGGGGCGGCCUUGGUUCGUGUCCUUUCCUCCGAGUUUGGGAGGCCAUCUUUGUUUACUCCUGGGGCAAUUGGCAUCGGAGCAGGCACCAAAGAUUUUGACAAGCAUCCCAACAUUUUGAGGGUGAUCCUGGGGGAGGUUCCCCCCCCGCCGCCGUCGGACGAACCACAGCCAGUUGAGCAGAUAAGGGCAUUUCCCGCAGACGGGGCGCAAGAAACGGGGAGCUGGACCAUGCGUCAGCUUUGGGUACUUGAGGCCAAUAUUGACGACAUGACCGGCGAAGCGGCGGGAUACUUAUUGGAGGUGCUGCUGGAGGCGGGCUGUCUGGAUGCCUGGCUCUGCCCAAUCUUAAUGAAGAAGGGACGCCCGGCGUUCACUGUGAGCGUUCUGUGCGAGCAGUAUGACCAAGAGCGCUUCGUGCGCCUCCUGUUCACCGAGAGCUCAACCCUGGGGGUGCGAAGACGCUCUGUAGAGCGCUGCGCGCUUCGCCGAAAGACGGUUCCAGUGUCUACCACGUUUGGCGACGUGCGAGUCAAGGUGGCCUGGCUGGAUGGCGUGGUUGUCAGUACAAAGCCCGAGUACGAAGACUGUAAGGUACUGGCCACCAACGCCGGAAUUCCUCUCCAGGCGGUAACAGACCAGGCUCGGGCGGCGGUGCAGGCUUCUCUCCCCGAGGAGCAACCGGACGUAUUGUAGACACUCCGGCUUUGUGAUUAAUCGAUUCCUUCGGGAUUCACGUGGCUCGUGGCACGGCAUUCUUAUUUUGUUAUCCAGCCUUGCACAGUCCGCCGCUGGUUCAGCUUGUGGGAUAUUUCAGAAAUGGGAAUUGAUCAAAAUCACGAAGCCUGUGUAAAAUCACCGGGUAUAGGUUCAAUUUUAUACGGUUGGGACAUGGUGCCUGUGGUACAGUGUUCAUCUUUGGAUAUUGGUGAGUAGGCCUUAGACGCCUGUUUGGUCAGUCUCCGUACAACAUGAUGCCUGCAAGCAUCUGAUGAGCACGGAAAACCAGCGAGCCUUGUGUACUCACCGACGGACUCUUAAAAUGCUACAGCAGUAGGAGACCAGGAUACAAGUCGGGCCUGGUUCGUGCAUCAAUGUGUUGUAUCCUAGAGUAUCUCAUACGAAAACGCGCGGGUCGUUCAAACGGCAGAAAUACAUGUGGUACGCAUGACAAAAGUUGCCAGGUUGAUUGAGGAUGAUAGCAAAUGCAACCCAAGAGCUAACUAAACGAGAGGGCGGAACUAUGUG
This is a messenger RNA of Ectocarpus sp. CCAP 1310/34, 2097 nucleotides long. The record is from the annotation of a GenBank genome assembly. Lineage: Eukaryota; Phaeophyceae; Ectocarpales; Ectocarpaceae.